This is a messenger RNA of Microtus oregoni (creeping vole), 7259 nucleotides long. It is a transcript of the gene Kbtbd3, whose product is annotated as kelch repeat and BTB domain containing 3. The record is from RefSeq and is a predicted model, not a curated record. Lineage: Eukaryota; Metazoa; Chordata; Mammalia; Rodentia; Cricetidae. Bases 383 to 2203 code for a protein of 606 amino acids. The transcript has 4 exons. Gene Ontology annotation, molecular function: protein binding.
CGGUGUGGGGGAGAGGCGGCUCCGAGGUCCGCCGCACAGCGUGACGUCUGGUGAACGCGGCUCCGGAGCCUCGGAGAGGGCGGGACCAGGGCCUCCCAGUACCGUUAGGCCACUUACAGUGGAGGACGAGCUAACGGGACAGCCGCACGAGCCAACCACAGCCGGAGCUCUCAGGCUGGACCUGGGUGGAGACUUCAGGCUCUGCGGUUGCAGGUACCUCUACCUCCAAGAGUGCCAGAGAAGUACCAGAUGCUCAAUGGUCACUUUCUCAGAUUGGGAAAUGUUUACACCAACCAAAGGGGAAACUUAUGUAAUUGCCACUGGUGAAUGGGAUACCAAAAGAUUGGUGAGCCUGAAGUUUUAAGAACAGGUGGAAUUGGAUAUGGCUAAUUCAUAUGAUUUCAAUGAACAAAACUCAUGGAAUGGAAUCUCAUCUGAAAAGAAGAAUUUCCUUGCAUCAGAAGAUCAUGGACAGAAAAUUUUAAGUGUACUACAGAGUUUUAGAGAACAGAAUAUCUUUUAUGAUUUCAACAUAGUCGUGAAAGAAGAAAUAAUCCCAUGUCAUCGGUGUGUGUUGGCAGCUUGUAGCGACUUUUUCAGGGCUAUGUUUGAAGUAAAGAUGAAAGAAAGAGAUGAUGGAUGUGUUACCAUUACUAACUUGUCCUCCAAAGCAAUAAAGGCAUUUCUUGACUACGCCUAUACCGGAAAAACAAGAAUAACAGAUGAUAAUGUAGAAAUGUUUUUUCAGUUAUCAUCCUUUCUUCAGGUUCCCUUUUUGUCAAAAGCUUGCAGUGACUUUUUAAUAAAAAGCAUUAGUCUCGUCAAUUGUUUGCACUUGUUAUCUCUCUCAGACAGCUAUGGCUCUACACAUUUGUUUAAUCAGGUUUUAUGCUUUGUACAGCAUCACUUUCAUUUGUUAUUUAAAUCCAGAGAGUUUUUAGAGAUGAAUUUUGGAGUGCUGCAGAAGUGUCUGGAGUCAGAUGAGUUAAAUGUGCCAGAAGAAGGAAUGGUCUUGAAGGUUGUCAUUACAUGGAUCAAAUACAACUUAGAGUCCAGGCGAAAGCACCUGCCUCACUUGAUUACAAAAGUAAGGCUACAUCAGUUAUCCGAGGACACACUUCAAGACUAUCUGCUCAAUGAGGAGUGUUUACUCAAAAGCACAAACUGUUUUGACAUAAUCGUGGAUGCCAUUAAGUGUGUGCAAGUUUCUAGUGGCCUCUUCGCUGAUGCCCGACCAUCCACAACUGAAAAAUAUAUAUUUAUCCAUAAAACUGAGGAAAAUGGAGAAAAUCAACAUACAUUUUGCUAUAACAUUAAAAGCGACUCAUGGAAAAUACUGCCACAAUCACAUCUGAUUGAUUUGCCAGGAUCUAGUCUGUCUAGCUAUGGAGAGAAAAUAUUCUUGAUGGGUGGCUGCAAAGGGAAGUGCUGUAGGAAGAUUCGACUUCAUAUUGCUGAGUCUUAUCAUGAUGCCACUGACCAGACCUGGUGCUACUGUCCAGUCAAAAAUGAGUUUUUCUUGGUUUCAACCAUGAAAACCCCAAGAACCAUGCAUACAUCAGUCAUGGCUGUUAGUCGAUUAUUUGUUAUAGGUGGAAAGACUAGAGGAUCCCGGGACAUUAAGAGUCUUUUAGAUGUUGAAUCUUUUGAUCCACUAUCCAAAGAAUGGAUAUCAGUUAGCCCUUUACCAAGAGGUAUCUAUUACCCAGAAGCCAGUGCAUGCCAGAAUGUCAUUUAUGUUCUUGGAUCCGAGGUAGAGAUUGCAGAUGCUUUUAACCCAUCACUUGAUUGUUUUUUUAAAUACAAUGCUACAACUGACCAGUGGUCUGAACUAGUAGCAGAGUUUGGACAGUUCUUUCAUGCUACUUUAAUUAAAGCUGUCUCAGUAAACUGCACCCUGUAUAUAUGUGACCUUUCCACCUAUAAAGUAUACAGUUUUUGUCCGGAUACUUGUGUUUGGAAAGGAGAGGGCUCUUUUGAAUGUGCAGGCUUUAAUGCAGGUGCAAUAGGGAUUGAGGAUAAGAUUUACAUAUUAGGUGGAGAUUAUGCACCAGAUGAGAUCACAGAUGAAGUGCAAGUUUACCACAGCAGCAAGUCAGAGUGGGAAGAGGUGUCACCAAUGCCAAGAGCCUUAACCGAAUUUUACUGCCAAGUUAUUCAGUUCAACAAGUAUAGGGACCCAUGGUUUUCUAAUCAUUUGUAAAAGUAAUAUUUGCUUGAGUAGUCUAAAAUGAUACCUAGGAGAAUUAGUAAAACAAAUUAGCACAAUAAAAUAUUCCUUCUAUUGAAGAAUGACUAUAGAUGUAUGGUGUCUAUAAGUAGACAGUUUCCAGAAAAUUAAAAUAUAGAGUAUAUUUUACCAAAGUUACAUUGAAUGUGAAUAGUUCAGAAUACUUAGUAUUUUCUUAUGUAAAUAAAAAUUACAGGUUUAGGUAAAAGUUGGCAAAGAAAAGUCGGUGUUCAUAAAUGUUCAUGGAGAAUUAUUUUUGUAUAUAACCGGUAGCUUCAGUACAAUUUCAGGAUUUAAUUAGUACCUUACCAUUUUCCUACCAUGGGUUCUAAUCAAGCACCAUGUUGUUUUACAACUUUAGUAAAUUCUAAGUGAAUCAUCCGAAAAAUUACAGAAUUUCUGAUAUCAGUAGUUUAAAAAUCUAUGUCUUUGUCAACUUCAACCAGAGCAUGACCAUCCUUGUUCCUGAGCAAGGUCAUUCUGUUUUGCAAGAAGCAUGCUUAUUUAAUUGCUCUAAGAGAUACUGCCAAUUUAGGUUUUAAGACACCUGAUUCAUAUCUUAGGCAUUAUGUAGAUCAAACAACUUAGAAUUAGUGUAAUUUCCUGCACUACAUUAUAAAUAUUAAUUUGUAGUAAGUGUAGAGUUAAGAUUAUCCAAAAUGAAAGUUCUUUGAUUUUAUCACACAAAUUUCAGAUGUAUUUUCAAAGUAUAUUUGCAUGCAGCUUCAAAACCAAACUCUCAGAUAUCAACUACACGGUAUUCAGAACAAUCAGUACCUAGUUUUAAGCACACAGACUGGUUGGCUCUGCCAUUUUCCUUCAUGUCUACUUAAGAAAAAAACUUAAGGGUUGCUUCUCUGGCAUUCUUUGAGAAAGCAGGUAACAAUUAGUAAUCUAUGCAGAGCUGUUACAUAUUUCUUAGUAAAGUAUGCUUAAAUAAUGUCAUCAGUAAAUCUAGGAAUUACUCAUUUCUUCCAUACACACACACACACACACACACACACAUAUAUAUGUAUAUAUAUAUGUAUAUAUAUAUAUAUAUAUAUAUAUAUAGAGAGAGAGAGAGAAACUAAAUUAAAAUAAUCCCCCCCCCCCAACACUGUUACAUUCCCCAAUCCUUUUUAUUUCUACUAUUCUCUGUGAUAAUGUCCUUGACAUCAAGACCCAACUGGUCUACUUUGUAUUUGUUUUCUUUGCUUAUACUGGUUCUUUGUUAUAUUGCUGUUUCCUUUUUUAAAAAUACGGUCAUUCCUUGCCAUCUCUGUACAUCUACAUCUUGUGCUUUUUCCAUUUUUCAUUAUGAAGAAAAUACUUUCUCCAGUCAUAAAACCCAGGCUCUUCAUUUCUUUAUCACCACAACAACAGGCUUGGCUCUACUAACUGAUCCCAAACUUUGUAUUUCCUUGUCAUGCUUUCACUUCGUCUAACUGCCACAAAGAGGAAAAUGGUCCUGUGUUCAGAAUCUCUAGAAAUCUAUCCAUACUGGAUAGAACUUUGCUCCAUGACUAAACUGGUGCAUCCAGUGCACUGUGGCCUUGCAACCUAAGAACAUAAUGUAUCACUCUGGCUUUCUUCAUUCUGGUUUUCUAAUAUGCAAAUCUUUGUGAUCACUGAGGUCUAUUCUCAGAAUAUAGCACCCUUCUAUGAUGUCUUCUUUUAGUUCUCUUUUUUUUUUCUUUUUAAAGUCACUCUUCCUUUCAUGUUGACAUUCAGCCAGGACUAUAUUGUAAUGGCUAAAUAAUUGACCUCACUAUCCAGACUGCUGGCAUUCUUGUGGGGGAAAAAAUGUCUAACAUUUCUCCAUUAUUUUUGUCUUACCCUACCUCAUUAGGAGUAAGCAUCCAGAAAUAUUUGAAUAUUAUCUCUUAAAAUUGAAAGCAUGUAUAUGGCAUUGUUAAAUAUAGAAAAGGGUUAACAUAUGAAAUAAAUUUAGAGUUAUUGGACAUUCUUGUUGUGGUCUUUAAACUUAAGUUAAAAUGCAGUGUACCGGGCGGUGGUGGUGCACGCCUUUAAUCCCAGCACUCGGGAGGCAGAGGCAGGCGGAUCUCUGUGAGUUCGAGACCAGCCUGGUCUACAAGAGCUAGUUCCAGGACAGGCUCCAAAGCCACAGAGAAACCCUGUCUCAGAAAAAAAAUAAAUGCAGUGUACCUUUGUUCAUAUACAGUCUUGAGGAAGAGUAUUUGCAUAACCAAAAUUAACAAAUCUCAUAACACUUAACUCUAUUGGUAAGGAAAGAAAUAUUUACCAGAGCAACAUUCAUUGCAUUCUUUACUCAUGAAAGCUGGAUUAUUUGAGGGCAACCACACAUUGCAACUAAAUUCCAUCUUUUCAUAUAAAAUUGAAUAUGUAGUCAUUGUGUUUGGCUCAAGGAUACAUUUAACAACCAAAGUCUAAGACAGAGAUAUAGAUCCGUUUUGUAUUUUGAUAUUUGAAAGCAAUAUAAUGAUUGCAGGCAUAUAUGAAUACAGAACAUUACUUUGGGAUCAUUGUUCUCAGAUUAAUUGGGUCCAUUGUUCUGGAAGUUUUUCUGCUGUAUUUAAAAUUAUUAUUUUAAAUUAUUUUUAUUAUUAAAAUUAUUAUAAAAUUAUAUUAAAAUUAUUAUUUAAAAAUAUUAGUUUCUAAAACAUCUCCAAGAAAGCAACUUCAGAGGUGAGCCCUUUAAAAUAGGGGCUAGACUCUAUAGGAAAGCAGACCUCUGUUCACUGUAAGAAACAGCAAUUGCACAUUAUAAUGUCCCAAGGUUGAGACUAUUACUACACAUUUUAACUAUUCUGAUUUAACUUGUUUACAUACUUGAGAAUUUUAAAAAAUAGGACUUGAUUUUAUGGACGGGAAAUUUUCUCUGUCCUUCUCUCACUCCUUCUCCAUGUUUCUUCCAUUCUUCUUUCUUUCCUACUUCCACACAGAAAAAAACAUUAAACUGAGUAAAAACACAAAGACAAGAAGCAAAACUUUAUGAAUUAUUUCCCUGACACAGUACUUCUAAAAACGACUUAUAUAAACAGAAAUGGUGAUUGCCUACCUUUAUAUCUUAAAAUUUAAAGUAUGUUUAAAGAUUAAAUAUGAUGACCUAAUGCCUACUCAAAUUAAUAACAAAGUUGAGAAUUUAAUCAAGGAGUGAUACUACUGUUCGUUUACAAAAUGUUACCUCUUCUAAGUUAGAAUUAUACAUUCAAAGUGUAAAUAAUCUUGGAAUAAAAUAUGGGGAAAAUCUUUCUAAUAGACAUUUCAGAUAAAUGAUUUUGUCUUAGUGUUUAUAGUUCAAUGCUUUCAGGGAUAAAGAAUUACUAUACUGUACUGAUUUCCAAGCAGAUACCUUAGAAAGUGCUGUAACAAUGAAAUUAUCUUUUGCAGUUGUAAUAAUAGCUUCAGUUCUUGCCUUAAAGUUGUUGUCUCUGCCUGUCAGUCAUUCCAAGUACUUGGAGCAGCACCAUGUCUCUUGUUGGUACAAAGUAUAUUCUCAUUUUCCUUCUUGUUGCAGAACUUAACAUAUUGACUUUUCUAUCAGUGGCCAGGUUGCAUGAUUUUUUUUUGUAAGGUUGCCACAGAGAAUUUGUCUUCAUUGUAGUACAUGUUGUUGGGUUGAGCCUGACAGCCUUUUUAGAAUCUUUCACAGGAGGACUUUACUGUCUAGUGCAAGUGAACUUGGUGGUUCAAGCAUUUCAUUCUAGUCUAGCUUUCCAAACUGUGGAUUGGGACGCUUUCACAGGGGUCACCAAAGACCAUCAGAAAACACAAAUAUUUACAUGUCAGUUUAUAAUAGUAGCAAAAUUACAGUUAUGAAGUAGCAACAAAAUAAUUUUAUGGUUGGAGAUCACCACAACAUAAGGAACUAUAUUAAAAGGUGAUAGCAUUGGGAAGGUUUAGAACCAAUGGUCUAGAGUCUUGGUAUGUAUCUUGUAAACUCUCAUCCCAUCAACAUAAUCAUAAACAUAUAUUUUGCUGGAAAAAAUAAAGGGAAAAUUUUAAUAAUAAUUUUUGUUAUUAGAUACAAUUUUCAAAAUUUUAAAAAUGCUUUAAAAGAGUUCUUCGGAAAGUAUACAAAACAGAAAUCACAGAUAACAGUUACAAUAUUAAACAGAGGACAAUUUACUCACAGAUCAAUAUAGACUAGCCAUAUAAUAAUAACAGCAUGAUAUUUUGAUAAAACAAGGCCACAAUUCCAUAAUUUUCAACCACGAAACUUUAUUCACCUCACUAACUUUGAGAAUUUUCUAACCAUACAGGUCUAACUAGCUCAACAACUUGUGCUAUUGUUCUUUAGGGUAAUGAAGUGGCUGAAAUAACUCAGAGUAUAGCCUUCUGUUAAUAAUAUCAAACUAAAUAAAUAUUUCCUUAUAUUUCUUAUCUACCUGUAACUCACAGAGACUGAGAGAUAACUUAUUUCAGAACUCAGAAAUUAGCUCAGUGCCUGUCACAGAAAUCUGUCCAAUAACCUAAUUCUAUUGAGCAAUGUGUUUAUAUAAGGCAAAAUGUAUUUAUUAGUUAUAUCAUGACUGUGAUUCUUCUGUAACUUUGGCAAAUUGUUUCCUGAAGGUGAUGUUCUAGUUUUUAAGUAAUUCUUAUAAUUUUUUUGGAGGUGAUGUUAUAGCUUCUUUCCUGAUGAUGAUGUUAUUACCCCUAAGUAAAUUUCUACCUAUUUUUCAGGUAGUUGAUAAUAAUUUAUUUUCAUACAUUUUAACUAUAAUAGUAACUAUCACAGCUAAUCCUUCAUUUCCUUUAAGUGACAAUAAUGGGUAACACACUCAGUACAAAUUCCAUUAAUAUAUCUGCAGAACCCAUUUCUCAGUGCAGUUGCUUCACUGUUGGUUUUUCCAGUUAGGAGAAGUAAUGCCCAAUGCUAUUACAUGGGUAAUAAAUUUUAUUUGUCUGUUAGUGAAAUGUGGGACUUCUGUCAUAUUCUAUGAGAAAUAAAAUCAACAUUUUUCAGGUUAGUAUUAACCUUCAUAAUUAUGUAGUAAAAUAUCUCAGUUCUAUAAAGUGUUAAUUUAUUUAAAUGUGUCACAAUUCUGUCUUGUUAUCAGAAAUA